Besnoitia besnoiti is the source of this 696-nucleotide messenger RNA. Its product is annotated as SAG-related sequence SRS34A. The transcript has a single exon. Gene Ontology annotation, cellular component: membrane. Lineage: Eukaryota; Apicomplexa; Conoidasida; Eucoccidiorida; Sarcocystidae. Bases 1 to 696 code for a protein of 231 amino acids. The record is from RefSeq and is a predicted model, not a curated record.
AUGAGGCAUACAACGUUCACAUUCAGGGCUGUCGCCCUGUUUGGAGUCACAUUUGCCAUUCCAUGCCUCAAUGCAUUUGCUGUCUUGAGCACUGGCAGCCUCGGAACAGGUCCGCUUUUAUGUGGCGACGGAGUAAAAACAGGCGAAGCAGCCCCUGGGAAGUCGUUUACUUUCCAGUGCGGCAGCAACUUCGUCCUGGACCCUGAAAACACAGACUAUGUUUACGAGGGGAGUGAAUGCAGCAAUCCGCGAUCUCUGAAACAACUUAUCGAGACCGCCGAACUCACAGGUCCGACCAGGACAGGACGCACAACUCAUAGAGAGGCGCCAGUGGGUGUGUACACACUGGCGAUGGAAAGGGCACCCGAUGACUUGCGUGUACUCUGCUACAAAUGCAUUGAGCAGGAUAUAGAGCCGGUAGCCCUUUCUGCCGCUCUCAUGCGCGGGACAUCCAGCCUUGCACAAGCAAAGAAGGAGUGCAGAGUUGUUAUUACUGUAAAAGGGACUUUGAAUACGACGAAAGAACCUCCACCCACAGACUUUACUGCAAGCGGUGCAACGGACUCUACAGCAACGGAAUCCGACUCGCAGAUCACAACUGAGGCUCCUCCACCAACAACGUCGGGGGCGAUCGCAUCUCAAGUGGCAAUGACAGCUGUCUUUGCUGUCGUCAUCGUGCCACCUUUCCCUAGCUGA